AGUCCUAUUUCUGGACGAAACUUCCGCUAGACAUCCCUACAGCCUCUUGAACCUAGAUCGUCCCAGCCCUAAGCAGAGCAAAGCAAAUUUAUUUGUGUAGCGCAUUUCAUGCACGAGGUCCUGUGCAUGGUGAGGAGUCGUCCCUCAACCGUAUUCAUUCCACUUCAUUCGGGUCGCCAGCUGCAGCGUGCGUCGCUGUGUUCUUCCAGACGCAACCUGCUGCCCGCUGCAGCCCAAAAUGACCCAGGAUCCCUGCAGAGGCAGACCCACCCGGAGUUGUCGCUGCCAUGUCUUCUUGACAUGGGCUUCACGCACAGCCAAGCUGAGGAAAUCUAUGAAUCCGUGCGUAAAGCCAGAGGUGGAAGCGCCGCCAAGCAUUGUCUGUCAACACUCGCCGUUCUGUUCAUGUUGGGCCUCAACCCGUCUAGCGUGCUGAAGUUAUUGACUAAAUGUCCUGACCUUUACACCGUCACGGAAUCGCUCCUGCAGCAGCGUAUAAGCAACCUGCGCAAACUGGGUUUUGGCGAAGGCAGUCUCCAGCGGCUGGUGGCGCACUACCCCGCCAUCCUCACCGUGCCUGUGAAGACAGUCAAACAUGCCACGAUGUUCCUCAGGGAGAAGUGUCUGUUUACCGUGCAGCAGGUCACCGACAUCCUCAGAGACAGUCCGGCCGUCGUGCACCAAGACCGGGCUCAGCUGGAGUACAAGUUUCAGUACGCCUACUUCCAAAUGGGUGUCAAACAGGCAGAGAUGGUGAAACACAGGUUGUUCCGGUCCUCGCUGGAAGAGCUGCGCCAGCGGCACGCUUUCUUGGAGCGCCGGGGCUUGUACCAAACCCCCGACAAGAACGGGCAGACCCUCGUCGUCAACCCCAAACUUGACAGAGUCCUCGACGCCGAUCUGGACAGCUUCCUGGCGAACGCGGCCGACGCGUCGGCCGAAGAGUAUGACGUCUUUCGGAGGCUGCUGGCCAGGGAGUUGCAGGAGGAGGAGCGUCGCUACGGCGACGAGAGCGGGGACGACGAUGACGACGACAGUGACGAAGAUGAGGACGAGACGGAAGGCAAGGCUAGCUACAGGAACAGGAAAAGGAAGUCAUGAGACUUGAUUUAGACAAUAAGCGUCACACAUAAGUAUCAGUGCCAUACUAAAAAAAAAAAGGGGGCGGUGGCAAAAUAUCAAGGAUAAAGUAAAAUUGAUUGGAAAAACCUUAUUUUGGAGAGAAAUGAAAAAUGAAAUAUUACAAAAAAACAACAACAGAAUAACUGGUAAUGUGUGCGAUGUUUCCCUCAGGAACGUGCACAAACAUUUCAUACUUGCAUAAAUUUUUUGGGGGGAGUGUCACAAAUUCAACAAACAUUAGGACUCUUUCCCCCCCCCCCCCCACGCCACCCCCACCAGCAAGCACAUACGUAUGUUUUUUGUUAUUGUGACAGUAAGUUAAAAAUGUCUUUGGCAGUUAUGAUAGGGAUAUUAUUAUUUGUGAAUUGGAAGAGUCAAAGUAAAGAAUUAUAAAGCCCUUAUUAAAUGAUGACCAUCUUCUGUUUCAUGUUAACCUUUCAUUUUGUAAUUCCAUGACUUCCCCCCCACCCGACAAGCGUAGCCCGAAUACGGCAACACCGAAAAGUCCUAAUUUGGAUCAACUCCAAUUUCGGCAUCACUCCGAAUUAUACCUCAUCUGCUAAAAUAAGAAAAAUGGUGUGCAGUGGAAAAAAUAUUUAGUUUCUUACGUUUGUCUUUGUCCUCUCACAAUUAUGUACAUGAUUGCAACAAGUUGAUUUUAAAGUAGAUUUCUUCAUUAAAG
This is a messenger RNA of Syngnathoides biaculeatus (alligator pipefish), 1804 nucleotides long. It is a transcript of the gene mterf4, whose product is annotated as mitochondrial transcription termination factor 4. The coding region runs from base 109 to 1101 and encodes 330 amino acids. The record is from RefSeq and is a predicted model, not a curated record. Lineage: Eukaryota; Metazoa; Chordata; Actinopteri; Syngnathiformes; Syngnathidae. Gene Ontology annotation, biological process: regulation of DNA-templated transcription. The transcript has 4 exons. Gene Ontology annotation, molecular function: double-stranded DNA binding.